Molecule: messenger RNA, 4978 nt
Organism: Mugil cephalus (flathead mullet)
Lineage: Eukaryota; Metazoa; Chordata; Actinopteri; Mugiliformes; Mugilidae
Product: catenin delta-1-like
Exons: 22
Coding region: 441-3203 (920 amino acids)
Biological process (GO): cell-cell adhesion; cell-cell junction assembly
Cellular component (GO): cytoplasm; plasma membrane; nucleus
Molecular function (GO): cadherin binding
Source: RefSeq, a predicted model, not a curated record
ACACUCAUGCUAGGCAUUGCUUCAUCUGACCAGGAAGACUUCUUAAACACCGGAGACCAGUGAGCGCCUUUAAACCCGCGGCAGACACCUGUGAGGUGACAAGAGGAAUUCUCCGUGCGCUCCGUGAUUACGGUAAAGAAGCCGCUGGUUGGCCCCGCCCUCUCUGGUAGAAAACUCGGUGAUGUCGAUUCGUCUUUAACGAGCUUGACCCAGAACCCGGGGAAGGAGGGGAAAAGAGGGCAGAAAACACUAAAAAAAAAAACACACGGAAUAGCCUGGGAGUAGCCGGGUUACGUCUUUUCAACAGCAGUGCAUUCCUUCUUGUUUCUGGGCUCGGUGGUUCUUUGACCCCUCUACACAUGAGCAACUAGAGCGUCACCUCUGACUUUGGCGUGAUCUCUCACCUCUUCUACCAAACCGCGCCCCCAGGUGAAGUGUGUAUGGAGCAGUGUGAGAGCGCAGCAGCUCUGCUGGAGUCGGUCAGGGAGCAGGAGGUGCAGUUUGAACAGCUGACCCGGGCGCUGGAGGAGGAGAGGAGGAGAGUGGGACUUCCCGCCACCAGCCCCUCGGCCCUGGGUCGCCCCCUCCCUCACACGCAGAACGGGCGUUUAGGUGAUGCGGACAUAGAGCGACUGAAACUGACUGACUCGUACAUAAACGGCACACAGUACAGGAUGGUGGACCCAGCGCACGGUGCUCUAGAUGAGAGCUACACACCGGAGGACGACUCCCAGGAAGUACACUCUGUCUUUUCAGAGGAGGGAACUACACGACGGAUGGACAAUGGGAUGAAGAAGCCAAUCUCACGCACAGUCCUCCCCUCUGACCCGAUGUCCAUUGACGGGGGCUUGACGGUGCCCGGCAUGGGCGUGUACAGCGCCACCCUGGAUCGUCCUUACAGGCAGGUCGGAGGAGGAGGAGACUACCCCACUGCUACAGUACCCAGAAACUACCACUACGGCCCCGUAGGGGGAUACGAUGACUACCGGGCGGGUCCGCCAUCGGAGGCAUACACUAGUCUGAGCAGAGGCUCGCACAUGGAUGAUCGCUACAGGCCAGUCGACGGCUACCGAACUCUGGACUCGGGCUACCGGGCUCCGAGCCGCCAGCAGCUCGAUCCGUACGCGGCGCAGCCCCAGGUGAGCCGUGGAAUGAGGGCCUUGGGCUCGGCGCUGGAGAUGCGUUACGGCCACGGCCACUUCGGUUUGGAGGACGACCAGCGCAGUGUGGGAUAUGACGACUACGGCAUGGGGCCUCCACCCAUGCAUCCCGGAGGAUACGGCACCAUGCCGCGCUUGGGGCCGGGCCCCGGGGGCAUCGACAGACGAAGACUCAGGAGCUGUGAGGAUACUUUGGAUGGGGACAUGGGCGGAUUUGACCCUUAUGUUUUGGCCGUUCCCAUGCCGAUGGAGAGGGGCAGCAUGGCUUCGCUGGAGAGCACGUUGAGAAAAGCUCCUCCGGCUUCAUGGAGACAACCAGAACUACCGGAGGUGAUCGCCAUGUUGAGCUACCGCCUGGAUCCCGUCAAGACCAACGCCGCUGCUUUCCUCCAGCAUCUCACAUUCAAGAAUGAUAAGGUUAAGUCAGAAGUGCGUCGCCUGAAGGGCAUCCCGUCCCUGGUGUCACUGCUGGACCACCCCAUCAAGGAGGUGCACCACUCGGCCUGUGGAGCCCUGAAGAACAUUUCAUACGGACGUGACCAAGACAACAAGAUCGCCAUCAAGAACUGUGACGGCGUUCCUGCUCUGGUCAGGUUACUGAGGAAAACUCAUGACCAGGACCUGACUGACACCAUCACGGGCACCUUGUGGAACCUCUCGUCCCACGACUCAGUGAAGAUGGAAAUCGUGGACCACGCCCUACACGCCCUGGCCGACGAGGUGAUCGUUCCACACUCGGGCUGGGAGCGAGGGAGCAGCGGAGGAGAAGAAAGCUGCAAACCACGCCAUCUGGAGUGGGAGACCGCCUUGACCAACACUGCUGGCUGCCUUAGGAAUGUGAGUUCGGAACGCAGCGAGGCCCGGAGAAAGCUGAGGGAGUGCACAGGACUGGUGGAUUCGCUCAUGUACAUCGUCCAGUCGCAGAUCAACCGCAAAGAUGUGGACAAUAAGCUGGUGGAGAACUGCGUCUGCCUCCUGAGGAAUCUGUCCUAUCAGGUUCACCGUGAAGUCCCCGGCUGCGAACGCUACGCGGAGGCCCAGCCCGUCAACCAGGGCCCGGCCCCGGCCAACAAAGGUGGCUGCUUUGGCUCUCGAAAGGGUAAAGAUGAGUGGUUUUCCAAAGCAAAGAAGGACGGGGAUUAUGGGAGUGCAGAUCAGAUUGAUAUUCCAAAGAGGACAACGCCAGCCAAAGGUUACGAGCUGUUGUUCCAGCCAGAGGUGGUCCGUAUUUACACAUCAUUGCUCAAAGAGACCAAGAACCCUUCGGUUCUCGAGGCUGCUGCCGGCGCCAUUCAGAACCUGUGUGCUGGCCGAUGGACUUACGGCCGGUACAUCAGGGCCACUGUGCGUCGGGAGAACGGUCUUCCUAUGGUAGCAGAACUGCUGGGUCACGGCAAUGACCGCGUGGUCAGGGCCAUGUCUGGAGCUCUGAGGAACCUCGCUAUCGACAACCGGAACUGUGAACUGCUUGGUACACAUGCAGUGCCUCACCUCGUGUCCAACCUGCCCGGAGGCCAGAGUCAGUCUGGACGCACUCUAUCGGAGGAGACGGUGGUAUCUGUACUGAGCACGCUCGCUGAGGUGCUUGGCAAUAGUUUGGAGGCAGCGAAGGCCCUCAGAGUCUCACAAGGCAUCGAGAGACUGGUGCUCAUCACCAAGGACGGCAAACGUUCUGACCGUGAGGUGCGAGGGGCCGGACAGGUGCUGCAGCUCGUCUGGGCUCACAAGGAGCUGCGUCGCACCCUGGAGAAGGACGGCUGGAAGAAGACGGACUUCGCGGUCAACCUCAACUCCAACAGCAGCACCAGCAACGGCCCGAGCACCCGCGCCAACGGCACCUACGAAGACAGCACCACACCCUUACUGGACAGAGGGGAGAAGAGGGACAUGAUUCCACUAAAUGACCUUGGCCCUGAAGGCUACUCUACACUGGACCAGAGAGAGAGGAGACACACUCUGGACGAGACCACAGACACUUUACCGCGAGGGGUGUAUGGGGGCAGAAAGGGCUCCCUGCCUCUGUUGGACUCCUACGAUGGUUAGGCCUCCCCCCUCUCCUCUACCCCCCUCUGCAUGUAACAGCAUGAAAAACUGAUAGUAUGCAUCACCCAGACGGGGCCGGCUCUGCCCUACCACUGCUACUGAAGAGAGAAGACCCAGACUCUCUCCCCUCUCUCCCCUCUCUCUCUCUCUCUCUCGCUACCACCACACCGAUGGGAUCAAAAGAUGAGGGCUGGCAUCCAAAGAAAGUGGCCGUGUUGCAAGCGAAAGGUUUCAUGCAGCACACGCACGUACAGAAACACACACACACACACACACAUCCCUACUUUUUUAUGAAUACAUUCAACCGUAGCAGCAGAACUAUAUUCCGUUCAUAAAUUAUAAUUAUUCUGUAAAGGCAAUCACCUUUGUUGACAAUCAUUUAAUUCUGGUGUUGUCAUCCUGCUUGUAUUAUCUUAUUUUAUUUUUGUCUUCUUGCUUUUGUCAACAGUUUUUGGUAAAUUUUGUCACAUGUUGCUGCCAACACCCGCAUCCUAAUUUGUAUUUAGACUUCUGUGUAGGUUAUAUACUGUAUAUAAAAAGAAAAUGGGACGGCUGCAUUAGUUUUGGCUCAUUAAUUUAAAUUAAAGUGGGAUCGCUGGGAGGUUUGAGACACACCGACAGACAGCCCUGUAGAUGGAGAAUGUUGUUUAUAUAGGAGUUAUUUACCUGUCUAGAGUUAUUUUCUCUCGGUUGGGAUGAGCACAGGUGCAGACAAGAAAGGGCAGGUGUGUGUAUAUUUGUCAAGCGGUAAACCUGUGGCCACGCGUGUGUGAGUGAGUGCAGAAAACGAAUAUGGACCUUUUUGGAGCGAGUGUGUUUUUGUGUGCGUUUGUACCCAUAAGAAACCACAUGUCGAUUAUUCCACUGGACGCAUCCGGUCCUGUUUUCAUUGUGUGCCCCUUUUCCUGAGACAAAGCAUUUUUUUUUUCUUAGUUUUUGUGUUCUGACUGCCUCUUUUUGUGUUACAUACUUAAACUCGACAAUUUCAGCUGCUUUUUUUUUUUUUUUUUGACAUUUCUCGCCUGGAUUUAGCCGACUCUGAUCACACGGCGCCACAAAACCGGUGCAGAGAUGUGAAUCUAGCUUUGAACAAACACUACUAAACCACUAAAAAUGUGUCGACGUCGGGCUUCAGAAACGCACUACAGACACAAGUUUUUCAUCAAGGGACUCUUUGGAAUAAUAUUGUGCUUUUUAAGGCUGGAUUUUCCAAAAGAAAAUAGCUUUAUAGCGUUCAACAUGCACGUUUAGGUUCAUUUUGUACAUUAUAACAUUUACAUUUGGGAGGCUUCUUCACUCAGAGGAGACUCGAGUUUAAACCAGCAGAUUGAUAUACUGACGUUUAAACUGGGAGCUGGACAGGAAGCACAUUUUGGUCAGUGAUCCAACUGUUACCAUUUUUAUUUUUUUUGUUGUUGUACUUUCUUCCCUUUGUGUUUGUUUGUACUUCAUUUGGGGGGUUUGAAUGUGAGGGAGAGGUGGUUGAGAGAAUUAUGCAAUUUGUUCUUAUUUUUAAUCACACUUUUACAGUUGAGUUGUUUUUAAAGGCAAAAGAGACCAAUCAUCUUUGUUUCUGUUGUGUUUCUUUUCUUUCUUUUUUUUUUUUUUUUUUUUUUUACUUUCACACACAUAGUAUAUUUGUACUGUUGCCUAUCCAUGUAAAAUUAUGCUGUACCAUUCAUACCUGCCUUGGCUCUGAGAAGUUGCUUUUUCAGUGACGUAUGUAACUGGUAAUACUGUUGUUUUUAUAAAUAAAGAUCUUUUCUUAGAUGAGA